AUGGCUUCCAGACGGUCGGAGAUUAUCUCUGUCAUUUUACUUCUUUUCCGCUUUUCUGGCAUAGAUUGUGUCACUCCCUACGCCGAUAUUGUGCAGUAUAAAGAGGAGUACACCUUGCCGGAUUUACCUUACAGUUAUGAUUCUCUUGAACCGUUCAUUGACGAAGAGACAAUGCGUGUUCACCAUUUGGGUCAUCAUGCGGCCUACACAAAGAAACUGAAUGCGGCCUUGAAAAGCUUUCGUGAAUCGGUAUGUGAAAGAGAAUAACGUGUUGUCGCGUUAUGUGUUUUGUCGAUAGGUCUUGUUUGAACGUUUAUGAUGCAGAUGAAAAUAUUUUUUUCUUUCUGGAGAUAGCAUCUUUAAUUGGGCCAAUCUGCAGUGCAUUUAGUCCACCCCUACCCCUCCCCCCCCCCCCACCCACCUGUACCCUGUUAUUACAGAGCUUAAACAAAGGCGAUUUUGAGUGAUGCAGCUCGACUGGAAAUGAGUCCUUUUCCCAAAAAUAUGCCUUCUAUUGCUGAGUCGUCUACCUCUUAUAGAGACAAUAAUGUACCUGAAAAAGGUUGCGUAAACCACUGCCCAAGCACGCAAAAAGUCAACUUCCUGUUGAUCAAUAACUGAUCUGUAUAAUUGUGCAAAAACACGUUUCAAGUUUAAGUCUCCUAUGUACUGACGUCAGGGCAGUGCACAGCUCCAGGAUUAGCUUCUUAGGAGAAAACAAUAAAAAUACAUCAGUAACAAUACAUGUACAUCCUAACCAAAAGUUAUUAAGAGCUUCACGCUAUCAAACAUCCAGUAAAGAUUAGAGGUUUUUAAAGGGCUGCAUACUGUCUGGAGAGAUAAGAUAAGGGAAAGGUAGGGGAACUUUAUUUUUAAGGCACUGGAAAUUCCAGGGGAAAGGGAGGGGUAUUGGUACCUUUGAUCAAUCAACAAUAAUGAUCUCCUGUCUCUGAAGGGGAAAAAGUGACAGCACUUUUCUCUUUUUUUUCCCAAGGGGUAUAAUUCCUUUAAGGGGUACAAAAGAUUAAAUUGACCCAAAGAAAGGUUCAUGUAAUAUUUGUAUGAUAACAAAAAAGACAAUGCCUUGAAGCAUUAUUUGAUGCAAAAUGACCAAUCAAGAAUAAGCAAACCCUCUAUUACAAUUUCCAUUUUAGAACUCAAAUGGAAGCCUUCCUUCCCAGACAUUUUUUUUUAUUUUAAUCAUGUCACAUUCUUAAACCCCUAAAAACACCUUAAAACAUCUGUCUACAAAGAUGCUACCAUGGAAACUUAUUUUUGUGAUACAUUUUUAACAUUUCUGAUAACAUUUUAUUUUAAUAGUGCCGAGUCUAGUGCAAUUAAUUGUUACAAAUAAAUUUUCAGGGCACUCGGUCAUCAGUAGUUUCAAAGUCCAUCAUAGGAAUGUUACAUUUUGCCAGCUUUAUACCAUAUGACUGGAGGGAAAAAAUAAAAAACAAUGGUGGAGGGUAAGUCAUUGAUAGUCUUUGUUAAAUAUGUUUGGAUGUUAAAAGUAGGUUUUAACCUACUUCUAACCAGGAACAGCGGAAACUUCCAGAAUAAUAAAAAUGAGCUGUCCAUUCUUCAGUCCUGCAGGCAAGCUUUUUCUCCAUCUCCCUUGCAUGGCCAUUGCACCUUGUUUUGCUUAUGAUUCACCACUCACAUUUUCUCAAAUGAAAAGCAUGCUCACAGGCUUUUUUUUGUGUAGUCUUGUAGUAAUGUAAGUUUCCUGGUAAACUGGGAUCAAUCAAGCCGCAAUUCUUGAUCCAUGAUCUUUGAUCUUGUACAUGUACAUUAGGAAACCUAGUAAUGUAUCAGUAAAAGUGCAUGAUUCGUGUUGCUCAUACAUUGUCACUGAAUGUUUGGAGUUAAGUAAGUAUGACUAACUGCUGAAAAAUUUGUUAGCCUUUGCAUAACUUUUGUAGCAGCAGGAUUAGCUCAGUCGGUGGAGCCAGGAGUGCUUGACUGGAGAGCGGGAAGUCAUGGGCUCAGUUCCCAGGGCCGGACUAACACUUGGGGUUUUAUAAUAACUGAGGAACAAAGUUACUGUCUUUGCCCUGCAAAUGGCUAGACCCUCAUGUGGCUCAAAAUGACCAUACAAAGUGGUGCAGGUCUUGUCUUUAGUAGGGGACUUACUGCAAAUGACCUAAUAGACGCCCAGUUCUAAAUAAACACUUCUUAUCUAACAAACACCCCCUCUAUGCUGUUAUUGUAUUAGACAGGGUUGUCAUUAAGAGCCGGGGGCCGGGGAUUUUCCCCGGCUACUAAGAGAGUGGCCCCCGGCUACUUUGAUUGGAAAAUAGAAGAAAAAUAGAACCAAAAGAAAUCCGUAGCCGUUUGAUUCCCCGCCUACUUGUUGUGUUUACCCAGCAACUUGAAAUCUUAGUGACAACCCUGAUUAGAUGCCUCUCUCUAAUAAAUGCCCCCUGUCUUAUAGGCUCCCCCUAUGACAAUUACUCCAAAAUACUAAGAAAUAACAGUUUCUUGCUUGAUUAACAAGGCUUUGCAUAUUUCAUCUUAUUCAACGUGAAGUUCAAAGUAAGAAUAGACAAACAAUGGCAACACAAUAACCCUGAGCUAGGAUUCUGACAUGGACGUUGGGAUUUGAAAGAGUGAUGUUGAUCUCUAGACGGUCUAGACGUCUCAAUUGAUGGAGUGGAUAUUCCUUUUUUUUUAAAACUCUCUUGAUAUUUCUGCCAAAAGCAUAUUAGUUUGUUGAGCUCGUUACAGUUAUCAGAAUCAAUGUCUGUGUCUUUUAAUGCCUCCUAUCUAUUAAACACCCCUGUUUGGACCUGUAAAAUUAAAAAGACACCCCAGACAUUUAUUAGGUCAUUUACAGUAAAUAUACACUUGCAGUGCCCUCUGUUCGGUUUAAUACAGCGCGACAACCUUGCAAGAUGCCAUGCUUUUAAUGCCUACUUCAUGUAAGAUGCAUCCUAGUUACAUAAACUUACAAACAGCUAAAUAUGGUCAAAACAACCAUAUACGUAACAUCUCCCUUUUCUUAACAAAAAAAAUAAGCAAUCAAAAGUGUAACUAACACAAUAGAACACUGUCCUCUCUUAAGCGAAAUCUGAUCAGACUGACCGAACCUAGACCCAAGAAAAAACUAAAAUGUUUAAAGUCUCAAACAGUUCCACAUUAUAAAGACUCAAACAGUUCUACAUUUCAAAGUCUCAAACAGUUCAACAUUUUAAAGUCUCAAACAGUUUCACAUUUCAAAGUCUCAAACAGUUCAACAUUUUAAAGUCUCCAACAGUUCCACAUUUCAAAGUCUCAAACAGUUCAACAUUUCAUGUCAAAAUCCUUGAAUCUCCCUGGUGGACGAAUGCUGCGCGUCCUUGUCUUGAUACCAGGUACUGAAGCCUUUGUCUCUUCAGGAAUGUCGCCACUUGAGGAGGUUUUGGAAGGACUGCUGGUAGGCUUAACUUGGUGUACCGGAUCUCUGUGUGUAACAUUGUCAGGGUUGGCGUCUCUAUUGGCUUGUACUGACGGUUCCCUUGCAGGCUUUAGGAACUGCCUGUUUCUUCUUAAUGACGUCCCACCCGUUUGAACUACGUAUGACCUGUCUGACAGCUUCUCAGUGCAGAUUCCUUGCUCCCAUGUUCGAUUCUUACGAAGGGGUGCGACUCUCACUUCCUGCCCAAUUUCCAGCUCUGGCAACAGUCUGACAUGUUUGUCAUGGUAGAAUUUGGCCUUUUGUCUUUUCAGCUGAAGACUAUCAACAGAACUGUGAUUUACAGUAGGGCGCAGCAGACUUGCAGCGGUCGGCAACAAGGUACGGGUUCGCCUUGACAUAAGCCUCUGGGCGGGCUUGCCCCUACACCUUCUGUGGGGGUGUUACGAUAGUCGAGUAAAGCUAGCCAGGGUCUUGUCUGUCACGCCUGCUUUCUUGAAAAGCUGCUUAACAAUCUUUACAGACGAUUCUGCUUUGCCAUUACUCUUCGGAUGGUGAGGUGAAGAUGUGACAUGAUUGAAUUCCCAGGAGAGGGCGAACUCAUGAAACUCUUGGCUGCUGAACUGAGAUCCAUUGUCUGAAACGACUGUAUCCGGGAUACCGUGUCUACUAAACUGCUCUUUCAGGGCCUGUAUGACUGAAGUGGAAGUAGUGUCCUGCAGCUCACUAACUUCAAUGAAGUCAGAAAAAUAGUCCACAACCGUGAUGUAGUUCUUGGAGUGUAAUGUGAACAAAUCUGUAGCUAUCUUACUCCAAGGACGGUCUGGAAUUUGGUGUGACUGCAUUGGCUGACUUGCAUUCUUAGCUUGAAAUUCGGCACAUACUGAGCACUUCUCAACCUGGUCUUUGAUUUCAGCACUCAUUCCUGGCCAGAACACAAUAUCUCUAGCCUUUUGUAAGCAUGAAGCAACACCUUGUUGACUUGAAUGGAUCCUUGAAAGUAUCUGCGGUCUCAUGGCUUUAGGGACUAUCACUCUUUGGUUCUUGAACAAAAUCCCAUUGUGGAGUGAAAUCUCUUCUCUGUAAUUCCAAAAAUCUCUCACUUGUAUUGGCACUUGUUCUUUCUUCUCAGGCCAGCCGGUAACUACUGUUGUCUUAAGGGUUUCUAGAGCCAGGUCUUGGGCUGUGGCUUUCUGCAACUGUGUUAAUCUCUCAGGGGUUACUUUGAUAGAGUCAAAAGGAUUGAGUGACUCGAGCUCAAGACCAAAUACUUGAAAACUGUCUUGUGUGUUGUCUGUAGCUUUCAGUGAGGCUCUGGAGAGGUGAUCGGCAAUGAACAUCUGAGUGCCGGGCUUAUAGUUAACAUCAAGAUUGAAGCGCUGCAACCUUAGUAGCAUACGUUGCAGGCGACAAGGAGCAGAAAGAAUGGACUUUCGGAAGAUGCUCUGCAACGGCUUGUGGUCUGUUUCAACUGUGAUUUUCUCACGACCAGCAAGGUACUGACUAAAUCUUUCGCAGGAGAAGACAAUAGCCAAACACUCUUUCUCAAUUUGGGCGUACUGUCUCUCAGUUUGUGAUAAAGAUCGUGAAGCAAAAGCAACGGGUUGGCCGUUUUGCAGAAGGGCUGCUCCUAACCCAUGUUCGCUGGCAUCACACUGCACCACCACUGGUUCUUGUACAUCAUAAUACUUAAGCACAGGAUGCUUGACUACUAGCUCACGUACUUCCUUGAAUGCUGUCUCAUGCUGCUGUGACCAGAUGAACUUUGCUUCCUUUGCGGUCAUUUCUCUCAGUGGCUGCACAACUUCUGACAGCUUUGGAAGAAACUUAGAUAAAUAAUUUACAAAUCCCAGCAGCCCCAGCAGCUCCUUCUUAGAUGUGGGUCUUGGCAUUUGCUGAACAGCCUUGAUUUUUUCCGGAUCGGGCUUGAGACCAUCUUUUGUAAUUAGAUGACCCAUGAAUUUGACUUCAGUCUUACGAAGAUUUAACUUGCUGCUGUUUAAGCGUAGGUUGGCUUUGCGAGCCUGCUCAAGUAAGCGGGUCAAGUUCUCAUCAUGAUUUCUAUUGGCUUCAACUUCAUUUUCUCCAUAGCCCAUCACCAAUAUAUCAUCCCUUAUCACUGCUACCCCAGGAAGACCUUCCAGCUUCUCAUGGAGUUUACGUUCAAACUCUUCUGGAGCUAGAUUAAUUCCAAAAGGUAACCUUAGGUACUUGUAGCGGCCAAAGGGUGUCCAGAAUGUGGUCUUCAGACUGCUCUGCUCAUCUAAUCCAACUUGAUAAAAUCCAUCUUUAGCAUCCAAAGUGGUGAACACCUUUGCUUUACUGAGCUUGGGUAGUAAUUCGUCUAGAGUUGGCAUUUGGUACUUGGGGCGAAUGACUGCUUUAUUCAGAUCUUGGGGAUCAAGACAAAUUCUUAUCUUGCUUGGCGUGGUGACCACUACCAUGCUGCUAAUCCAUUCUGUUGGUAUUGUGACCUUUUCCACAAUUCCUUUGCUUUCUAAGUCCUCCAGUUUUCCUUUAACUUUAUCUCUGAGGGCUAUUGGGACUCGGCGUGGAGAGUGCUGUGUGGGCUUUACCAGAGGAUCAGUGACGAUGGUUGUGUUCCCAAUAUGUCCUAAUCCUUCAAAAACAUCCCUGUAGUUGGCCAUAAUUUGCUCUCUGGUGAGGAUUUUGCUCUCCAGUGAGUGGACCAUCAAAUAAUUUGAGCUUAGAUUUGGUCACGUUUAGAGGAGGAUUGCCAUCUUGCAGCAGCUGGACUAAAUCUGUGUAGCUGAUCACAUUGCAAGUGGAACCAGUGUCUAACUGACAAACUAACGGUACUUUCUCAUCAUCAUCUACCAAAAACGUAAUGCUGGAUGUCAUUUGCUUUCCAUGCCCUUUAAUUGCAGAAAUUUCUUCUAUCUUCAGUAUGGAUUCCUCUGAAUCAUAAUCAUCGACGUUAGCUUCUUCUGCAAAAUGGACGGUUCCACGGCUAUCUUUUCUUGACAAACACACUUUGCUGAAGUGAUUCAUCUUCUUACAAAUUCUACAUUGCUGGCCAUAAGCUGGGCAAUCGGUGGGCUUUGAAUGCCAUUUGGCCUGACCACAAAACUUGCAUUUUCACGUUUUCUUUGAACCUUUAGUGGUCUUGUUUGAAUUUGAAGGUCUUGGUUUCUUGGUCUUAGUUUUACUUUUGUCUUGGACUAGAUGAAGCUCUUCAUUCGACUGCUUGCUUUCGUGCUGAAGCGACUUGAUCUGCUUGUUUGUAAUCUCACUCGAUUUGCACAUGUCGAGAGCCUUAUCCAAGGAUAAAUCUUUCUCACGGAGCAAUCUAGCUUUUGUGCCGGUAUCUUGUAUGCCAAUGACGAGCCUAUCACGAAUCAUCUCUUCGGUGAGUGUUCCAAACUGACAAGAGGAUGCUAGUUUCCUCAACCUAUUAACAUAGCCGUCAACAGUUUCCUCAGGUGUUUGAAUACAGGAAUUGAAAACAUACCUUUCGUACACUACGUUUCGUUUAGGAAGAAAAUAAUCUUCUAGCGCAGACAACGAUGACGUGAUCGUGAUUUCUUCAUCGCCAAAGUUAAGAUUAAGAAAGAUCUGGAGACAGUCUUUUCCCAUGACUGAACGAAAGGUCGCCACACGAAUCGCUUGACUCUUUUGAUCCAAUCCUGUUGCCACUUCGUAAUCCUGCCAUUGUUGCUUAAAAAAUUCCCAGUUACUGGUGAGAUCGCCUUGGCAAACCAUAGCGCUUGGUACUGGAAAAUUUGAAGGAACACUGAUUAUUUGAACUGGCGGCGGCGGCGCCGCUUCUGGAGAAGUUGGCAUUGCUCUAUGCUCGCACGUGGUCCAGUGAACUAAACGGCUUGAGAUGCUCUCAGUCGCUUGAAUUCGCUUGAAAAUUGGUCCGCUAUGCCCGGAACCGCUUUCACUGUCUGUAGACUGGACUUCUCUUGUUGAGCGUAUCUAGCUCGCGGUAAAAUAACCAUAAACUUCUGACACCAUGUUCGGUUUAAUACAGCGCGACAACCUUGCAAGAUGCCAUGCUUUUAAUGCCUACUUCAUGUAAGAUGCAUCCUAGUUACAUAAACUUACAAACAGCUAAAUAUGGUCAAAACAACCAUAUACGUAACACCCUCAAUACCUAAGUACUAAAAAAUUAAUACAUUGGCACUCAAAUAUAGUGCAAUUUUUAACAGUAACAAUCUUACAUGUUUCUGUGUUAGUUUGUGCUUAUUUGUGUAUUUAUGAGCUUCAGCGACAAAACAGUUGAAGUUGCUUAGUGCUUUUCUUCUCCUGUAUAGCAGAUUCCAGUGGCAAGUUAACAAUGCUGGUGACAGUAGGUUUGUUUGGGGUAUGGAGGGGCAUGGGUUAGGAGGAUAGCUUAACCAUGCAGCUACUUACAAAUUAAUAAUGUCAUUUUUUCUGAGGUGUCUGUCUUACAGAGGUGUCUAUUAUUAGAGAGUUAACUGUUUAUUAUUUGUUUCUUUUAAGGUAUGUUAAUCAUGCUUUAUAUUGGUCAAUCAUGUCUCCAAACCCAAAUAAUGAAGAUAGAAAACCCUCUGGCAGAUUGGCCCAGCUGAUUGAUGAGACUUUUGGCAGUUUCUCUAACUUUCAGCAAUCUUUUGAGAAUAAUGCUCUUAACAUUUUUGGGUCAGGUUACACAUGGCUAUGCUUUGACAGAGAACAUCAGGGCCUUAAAAUCCUUGGCACAUCAAAUCAAGACAGCCCUUUUAUGAUGGAAGGGCGGUACCCCAUCCUGGUGAUUGAUGUCUGGGAACAUGCCUAUUAUCUGAAACACCAAAAUCGCAGAACACAGUAUGUGCAGGGAUUUUGGAAGGUCAUAAACUGGGAUGCUGUGAGCCAACUGCUGGAAUUUUGGCCAAAACAAGCAAGGCAUGAUGAGCUGUGAAUGUCACUGUGAUGGUUAAUGUUUUAUUCAGAAACCAGCAGCCAUGCUUUGAACUGUUUUUUGAUGAUAGUCCUAAAAUGUAAAAGCUAUGUCAACAGUACCCCACGUGGCAAACAUUGAAAGGGUCAGGGGGGAGAGAAAAAAGGGAGGGUAACCUUUGGUGGCCAGGGUCCUGUCUCUCCAAAUUUCCGGUAAUUAGCAGGCUUGGAACGCUUUUUUACAUUUAUGAUCGAGAUUACAAUAGUUUUGUAGAUAAUAUGAUAAAGCUAUAAGUUUACAAAACAAAAUGGACUAUUGUAAUAGCUAGGUCCCGUGCUUUAAUUCGUUAGAUUUUGACUUACAUAUAUCACUUCGAGCCCCAAAAGUUACAGGUACGUUUGAGAAACGGAUCCCUUGGGUCAAUUGAAUGGAUCUGUUGUUCUCUGACCGUAUCAGCACUUUGAAAAAAAAUGUGUGAAUACAUUCCUAUAUUAAUUUUGUAACCGCAGUUUGCGCUUUAUUACAAUCGAUUAGUAAGUGUAAUUUACGAGUUUAGCUGUUGUUUUCAAGCUCUAAAACAAUGGCUACACUUGCAAGUCACUCAUAUGGAAUACAAAAGUGCUUUAGACCCUGUUUACAUGGAGUGGGGGACCCCGGUCUAGUGGGGUAGGUUUCUUUUGUUAUGUGUCCCCCAGAGCGUGAAAACAAAAGAAACCAACCCCACUAGACCGGGGUCCCCCACUCCAUGUAAACAGGCCCUUAAAGCUCACACAGUCUUGCAGCGUUUUAUAGAACACGUUCUUGAAUUGUGGAAGGAAUCCCUCCAAGGUCCCUGGAGAUGAAAUUCUCGUUCAGAAAAGAAAAAAGGCCAAUGGUUAAAGUGAAGUUAUUAUAACUUGAGUUAACUCGCAAAAAAUGCGCGAUAGAC
Molecule: messenger RNA, 9189 nt
Organism: Porites lobata
Lineage: Eukaryota; Metazoa; Cnidaria; Anthozoa; Scleractinia; Poritidae
Source: the annotation of a GenBank genome assembly